AUGACGACUCCCAUUUUCAAGGCAUCAAUUCCACACUCCAAUCCACUGUUCCACUCCCUGCAUCCGGUUGUAUGGACUUCAGCUGUAAAUGGAAUCCCCAAGAAGAAGAAGAAGCUGCUGCUUAGCGGAGCUCUACUCUCUCCGGCCAGCUUGCGUUAUCCCCUUUCCAUUUCUUCGGCCCGAAUUGCCUUGUCUACCGCUUCCCACUAUCACUUGGGAGCAAACACGAGUCAGAGGUAUCACUCUGUGUUGGAAGUCACCUCAUUCAACAUCCCAACAAGAUGGAAAAGGGCGGGGAAAGAUGCAUUUUUCGUAAGUAGCUACAAUGGUGGAGUCCUUGCCGUUGCUGAUGGUGUCUCAGGUUGGGCUGAAGAGGAUGUGUAUCCUUCACUUUUUUUUUUCCGGGAACUGAUUGCAAAUGCUUCUGGUUUCGUGCCAGAUGACGAGAGCAGGUCAACUACGAUCCCCAAGUUCUCUCAUCAGGAAAGCACAUGCUGCUACCUCCUCAAUCGGCUCAGCUACCGUGUAAAGAUUGUGGCUAUGCUGGAGGGAAAUGGAAUGCUGAAGUUCGCAAAUGUUGGAGAUUGUGGGCUAAAGCUUAUCCGUGAAGGUAUUAAUCUUGAUUCUGAGAUGAUGUCGAAGAACUUCCUUUCGCAAAGGUUAGCGGUCUAGAAGGGAUUGAUGUCGAUUAUCAUUGUGAUGGGGUCUGAUGUCCUUUUCGACAAUGUGUUUGAUCAUGAGAUUGUUUCCAUGAUAUGCCAACAUUGAAAUGCUAGUGAUGCUGGCAAGUUAUUUGUAGUAAUUUAGAUGUGUUACAUUCUUCUCUAUUUUUACUAAUUGGCUGUGGUAAUAACUUUGACCAUUGCAAUGGUAGCAGAGGUUCUGGCUAACUUAGCGAGAGUACAUUCACUGGAUUCGAGCUACGAGUCACCCUAUGCAUUGGAAGCCAGGUCCAAGGGUAUUGAGUUACCAUGGUGGAAAAAGAUCUUUGGCAUGCAACCUACAGGCACGGCAGACCUUUUGCUUUUCCUACUUCAACAUUUAUGGGGUGUUUGACGAUAUUACUGUGAUAGUCGGCUAGAUUUGUAAGUCUGUAGUAGAUGAGGGAUCUUGGAUUCAGAGAAACAGACCUAUAGCGCUUCGAGCAAAUCACUUCAAUUUGUAGUUGGAUUCGAAGGGAGUUGGGACUUUUCAAAGUUCGGCUCAGUUAUAUUCAUUAUUGUUCAGACCACUUGUAUGCUCACAACAAUUGAACCUGAGAUGAUGUUCUGUAAUCCAUGGCACUGAAGCAUUUCAUAUCAAUACAGAUUGUCAAUUCAGUAGCA
Messenger RNA from Linum tenue, 1325 nucleotides. NCBI's taxonomy places the organism in Eukaryota, Viridiplantae, Streptophyta, Magnoliopsida, Malpighiales, Linaceae. The record is from the annotation of a GenBank genome assembly.